CCAUAAAUUUGUUCUUUAUAGCAAGCUUGUCUUUUGCAUUUCGAAGAAUAUGUAAGGUAAGUACACAAACCAGAAUCAAUUGCAAGUUUUAUUAGGUGCUUUCUGGACGGAAUUACAAAACCUGAAAAGUUAUUCUUCAUUCUCACUCUAUAAUUACUGCAGCUUCAGCUUCACAUCUCACGCCUCAAAAAUCUGAAUCAAUUCUAUUUUCACUCAUCUGAUCAUUUCCAAAAUCAGUAGUAAUCAUGGGUGUUUUCACUUACGAAUCUGGGGUUGUUACUGCAAUCUCACCAGCCAAGAUGUUUAAGGCUUUUAUCCUUGAUGGUGACAAGCUUAUUGCCAAGAUUGUUCCUCAGGCUUUUAUGAGUGUUGAGUACAUUGAAGGCAAUGGUGAGCCUGGUAGUAUCAAGAAAGUAACUUUUGGAAAGGUUAGAAGUCAAUUCAAUUACGUGAAGCAGAAGGUAGAAACACUAUAUAAAAAAAAUUUUGUCUAUAGUUACGGUGUGAUCGAAGGGGAUGCUUUAAUGAACACACUUGAGAAAAUCACUUAUGAGACAAAGUUAGAGGCCUCCGCAGAUGGUGGAUCGAUAUGUAAGACUACCAGUAAGUAUUACACCAUUGGUGACUUUGAGCUGGAGGAGUAG
Molecule: messenger RNA, 644 nt
Organism: Durio zibethinus
Lineage: Eukaryota; Viridiplantae; Streptophyta; Magnoliopsida; Malvales; Malvaceae
Source: RefSeq, a predicted model, not a curated record